AUGCAUACCGUCUCCAUCUUCUCCUCUCUCUCUCUCUCUCUCUCUCUCUCUCUCUCUCUCUGUGUGUCUCUCUCUCAUUCAUAUUUUGUGACUAAACUUGCCCACCAUGAUCGAUCGGGGAUCCGGCCGGGCCCUGGGAGACCAUCAUGGUCCAUGUCAGGUUUCCUCGACGACGGUCCGCACUCCGUACCCUUCAUUCCUCCUCCAUUCGCGGGCACUCUGGGGUUGGCGCAGGCCGUGCACCUUACUCACCACAUACUGCAUCUGAGAGUGCCUGCCCCCAAAGAAACGAAAAUCGACAACCACACUCACCUCAGAGCAGGCAGACCCGAGUGA
Colletotrichum tamarilloi is the source of this 336-nucleotide messenger RNA. RefSeq lists its product as uncharacterized. The record is from RefSeq and is a predicted model, not a curated record. The transcript has a single exon. NCBI's taxonomy places the organism in Eukaryota, Fungi, Ascomycota, Sordariomycetes, Glomerellales, Glomerellaceae. Bases 1 to 336 code for a protein of 111 amino acids.